AUGAAGAAUUCCAGAUCGGCGACCAGGGCCCACGGCGCGUCGUUGGCCAAGCAGGCGACUCGCUCUGGGCCAGUCUCGGCGACGCGUGGGACGGCCAACUCCCCGAAGGCAAUGGGUCUGAGGCCUGCUCUCCUCGCCAUCGCCCGGGAGCUCUCCAAGCGCGCCAAGCUGACGCGGUUCAACACGGUCGACGACGCCGCCAACCUCAUUAGCCGCAGUAAAAACAUCAUCUGCCUGACCGGCGCCGGCAUCUCUACCAGUUUGGGCAUCCCCGACUUCCGUUCCAAGGGGACCGGUCUCUACUCCAAACUGGAGCACCUGGGCCUCAGCGACCCCCAAGAGGUGUUUGAUAUCGAUCAGUUCAAGGCGGACCCCACCGUCUUCUACUCCGUGGCCAAGGACAUCCUACCCUCCACCGACCGUUUUACCCCGACCCACGCCUUCAUCGCCCUUUUGCAGGAGAAGGGGAAGCUCCUGACAAACUACUCCCAAAAUAUCGACAACCUCGAGGCCAAGGCCGGCAUCCACCCCAGCAAGCUUGUCCAGUGCCACGGCUCCUUCGCCACCGCCACAUGCAUCGAGUGCGGCUACAAGGCCGACGGCGAGUCCAUCUUCCCCGAGAUCCGCGACGGCAUCCUACCCCGCUGUCCGCAGUGCACCAAGAAUCUGCGGCCCCCAGCCGGAAACGGCAAGGGAAAGCGAAAACGAUCGCGCGGCGCCGAAGCCAAGAAGCGCAAGCGCGGGGGCCGCGACUUUGACGAUUUCGACGACGACGAUGACGACGGCUCCGAGUUUGACAUACCCGAGGCCGGCGUGAUGAAGCCCGACAUUACCUUUUUCGGCGAGGCUCUGCCCGACGAUUUUGGUCAGCGCCUCACCGAGCACGACCGCGACCUCGUCGACCUCGUCAUUUACAUUUCUCGCACCCCGGUCGACCACUUAAACUUCGACAUUGACCUACUGGGUGACUGCGACGUCGUCGUCGCGGAGCUGUGUCGGCGCAUGGGCUGGAAUUUGGAGCACGAGAUGAUUCCCCGGGGCCAGGCUGUUGACGUUGGUUCGGUUGAUGGCUUUGUGAGCCGCUGGGUGGAUCAGCAUGUUAAUAUACCCUACCAUGCUACGAGGUGA
Parascedosporium putredinis is the source of this 1128-nucleotide messenger RNA. The record is from the annotation of a GenBank genome assembly. NCBI's taxonomy places the organism in Eukaryota, Fungi, Ascomycota, Sordariomycetes, Microascales, Microascaceae.